Molecule: messenger RNA, 828 nt
Organism: Mytilus trossulus (common blue mussel)
Lineage: Eukaryota; Metazoa; Mollusca; Bivalvia; Mytilida; Mytilidae
Exons: 4
Coding region: 253-828 (191 amino acids)
Cellular component (GO): nucleus
Source: RefSeq, a predicted model, not a curated record
AUGAAUUAUUUUACUCAGCUAAGAAUGAGAACUUUUUUAUCCGCCAUAAAAAAAUAUUCUCAACGUUGAGAAUAUUCUCAGCUGAGAAUAUUUUUUCUCAGCUGAGAAUUUUUUUCUCCACGAUGUAAGCGGUAGACGGAACUCUUUCGUGCUUGAAACCGAAAAAAGAGUGCUAAAGUCCGCGAAAAUGCAGGUGAGUUUUGAUGGUAGAGUCGUCUGUCAAGGUAAGUUCUGUUGUUAGUGGCCUCCAUAAUGGCAGAAAAAAACAAGAGAGGUGCAAACUGGACCACUGACGAGGAGCUAGCCCUUAUAGACCACGCAAAUCAAAGGGAGGAUGCCCUUUUUGGGAAAAUGAAAGGUUGUGGGGAUGUGAAAAUUGCUACGAUUCGGCAAAAUGGCUGGAAGGAAAUCUGUGAUAUUUUGAAUGCAAGAUUUACAGUUCGUAAAAGAACAGCUGAAGAAGUAAAGAAAAAGUACUACAACCUAAAACAGAGAAGUAGAGAAAAAUAUGACCUACAAAAGAGACCAAAAACAGGAGGAGGUCCUGCUGCCAAAACCACUCAGGCAGAGGAACUCCUCAUCAGUCAUAUGAUUGAAGAGAAGCGUACACAGCUGACUGGUUUUCCAGACGGUGUAGACACUGACAACAUACACAGCACACCAUUUAAGAAACAAUUGGCUGCAAGUGGAUCCUAUCAAGUUUCUCCAAUGCUGAAUGCAGUGCCUACUUACGGUAUCAUUCCCGUAGAGUCAAUGGCAAAUCCCAUAUUUAUCACUCCAAUUAUGACAACCUUGUCAGCUCCUGGAGCUCUAAUAGGCUUCCAAUAA